AUGUUACUGUUUCCAACGCCGCGAUACGAUCACCUCUUAGGAGCCACUAAGGGCGGGCAGACACCAUUCACUAAACGACGGCUGUCGCUUCCCAUCUGGCCUGUGCUCUCUGCCUUUACCUCAACUGCAACCUCACGUCGCUCAUCUGCACCGGAGAUUCUGCCACGAUCGACAACCGUAAACCCCACUUCACGACCCACCCAACCCAAACCACGACCACAAACAACUACAGCAAAAAAGAUGCCUUCUGAUCACUACCCUUCCAGCCCUCGUUUCUCACCAACUCUCGGAAGUAUCCCUGAGGUCUUUGAAUUUGACGUUGAGUCACCCGCCCGUCGUGGAUCUCACGCCACAGUUGAGACACCGAGCUCGACGCCCGAGGCAUUCAUUCCUGAGAUUACACUCAAUCCACCCAAGAUCUCUAUGAAAAAUGCCAAAGGAGCCAUUGUCCAGGUCACCAAGAAAGUCAUCAAGGCCUACGACGUCACUGGCGUGCUGCGCAAAGUCCUCGAGGCCGACCAAGUCAGGCGAAGGCGAAUCCUCAAAAUUUACCUAAAGGCCUUGGUGUUUCUCAAGUACCUCUGGCACUCGUCGGACCGCUAUGGUUCCAUCAUGGCGCAGUCAGGCUUCCAGCUGCAGCGGUGA
Molecule: messenger RNA, 645 nt
Organism: Dothidotthia symphoricarpi CBS 119687
Lineage: Eukaryota; Fungi; Ascomycota; Dothideomycetes; Pleosporales; Dothidotthiaceae
Exons: 1
Coding region: 1-645 (214 amino acids)
Source: RefSeq, a predicted model, not a curated record